GUCAAAGCUGCGGCCAUCAACCCGGUGGACAUUCAACUGUGGGGCAACCCUGUAAUCGGCUGGCUUGCCGGAAACAAAGAGAAGGGCAUAGGAAGAGACUACUCUGGCGAGAUAGUUGCCAUUGGUUCUGACGUGAAAGGGACUGGGAACUGGGACAUUGGAGAUGAAGUUUUCGGACUAUGUAAUCGACCGAUGGCCGAAGGAACAUUCACGCACUACCUCUCUAUAAACCCCGGCACAGAACCCAUAGCAAAGAAACCGACAACCUUGACUCAUCAAGAAGCUGCAGCCAUCCCCCUCGUCCUUCUCACGGCCUUUGCAAUUCUUGACUGGCUGCCCGCGCCAUCCCGCUCCCCGAACCCAGAGCAGCGCCGCGUCAUCGUCUCAGGCGCAAGCGGCGGCGUGGGAAUGUGGUGCGUACAGCUCGCAAAGAAAAUGUAUGGAUGCCAUGUCAUCGGCAUCUGCUCUGGUCGCAACGCGGAUUUUGUGCGAGAACUGGGUGCGGAUGAAGUCAUCGACUAUGGCACCCAAGAUGUACCUCAAUCACUGUUGUCGAAAAGACCGGACGGGAAAAAGUACGAUUUGUACAUUGAUUGCGUGGGUGGGACGGACAUGUUUGCGCAUUGGACGGAGCUGUUGCAUACGUCGGGCGCGUAUAUUACAAUCGUGGGGGAUAAGACAUCGAGGACGGCUAUGGGUGGGCCGUUGACGUACUUCACAUACCCCUCACAGGUGUUGAGACAUGUUCGUGGGUGGCUUUUGGGGCCGCGGUAUGCAAAUGUUAUUCUGUACCAAAAGAGCGAGCUGUUGGAACAGGUGAGACGGCUGGCGGAGGAGGGCGAGGUAAAGGUGGUGGUGCAGGAUGUUGUCAAGGGUAUUUUGGAAGAGGAGAGGCACAAAGAGGCGUGGGAGAGCAUCAAGGCGUAUAUGGAGGGUGGGAGAGUUAGGGGGAAGAUUGUUGUAGAUGUAUGA
Molecule: messenger RNA, 972 nt
Organism: Pyrenophora tritici-repentis Pt-1C-BFP
Lineage: Eukaryota; Fungi; Ascomycota; Dothideomycetes; Pleosporales; Pleosporaceae
Product: Qor, NADPH:quinone reductase and related Zn-dependent oxidoreductase
Cellular component (GO): mitochondrion
Molecular function (GO): oxidoreductase activity
Source: RefSeq, a predicted model, not a curated record